Molecule: messenger RNA, 546 nt
Organism: Sporothrix brasiliensis 5110
Lineage: Eukaryota; Fungi; Ascomycota; Sordariomycetes; Ophiostomatales; Ophiostomataceae
Product: U6 snRNA-associated Sm-like protein LSm1
Exons: 3
Coding region: 1-546 (181 amino acids)
Biological process (GO): deadenylation-dependent decapping of nuclear-transcribed mRNA
Cellular component (GO): P-body; Lsm1-7-Pat1 complex
Molecular function (GO): RNA cap binding
Source: RefSeq, a predicted model, not a curated record
AUGGAGAAUCUGUCCAUCUCUGAACCGCCGCCGCUGGGCGGGCCUGGCGGUCCCCAGAUGCGGCCACCCCCACAGCAGCAGCAGCUGCCGGCGCAGAUGUUCACCACAGCGGCCCAGCUGCUCGACCUGACAGACAAAAAGCUGAUUGUCGUCUUGCGUGAUGGGAGAAAAGUGUUGGGCGUGUUACGAACAUGGGAUCAGUUUGCCAAUUUAAUAUUACAAAACGCGGUCGAGAGGACAUUCCUGCCACCGGGCGCAUUCGAGGCCAGCGCCGCUCCCGAGAGUGCCGCGCAGGGCCGGGGCCUGUACGCCGACAUCCCGCGGGGGACGUACCUGGUGCGCGGCGAGAACGUGCUGCUGCUGGGCGAGAUUGACUUGGACCGCGAUGACGAGCCGCCACCGGGCCAUGACAAGAUCGAUGCAGAGGUGAUGGCGGAGCUGGCCAAGAAGAAGAAGGCAGCAGACAAGGUGGUGGAAAAGGCGCGGGUGAAGAAGCUCUCGGGCCUCGGCUUCGAAGGCGAGAACAUGGGGGAGAUCCUGCUGUAG